AGUUAUUUGAUUAACAUGACUGAGAUCCUAGCUGUGGUGCUUCUAUGGUGAAAUUUUCUAUUGAGCCAAUUGUGAUUUGACUCGCAAAGUCAAACGUGUCAAUAUAACAUAGAAGAAACAUUUAUGUGUAGAAAAUUUGUUUGUGCAAAAAGAAACAGUAAAUCUAAAAGUGAACCGAGUAAAUUUUGACAAAAGAGAAGAAACAAGGAACAAAUUGUGAGUGACUAUGGGAAAAACCGGAAUCUAUAAUGUUGGGUUUGUGAACUCAACUGAAAGCGUGAAUAUCAAAACAAAACCACGCAUUGAGAUACCCAACGUAGUUGUAAGCACAAUUGAGAAUGUUGUGGCCAAGGUUGAAACUCCAGACGAUGAUGGAAGAAAACGUCCACAAUGGAGCAAUAGCCUUGAAUUCUUAAUGAGUUGUAUUUCGGUCAGUGUUGGAUUAGGAAAUAUUUGGAGAUUUCCAUUCACAGCUUAUGAAAAUGGUGGUGGCGCAUUUUUGAUUCCUUACAUUAUCGUUUUAAUGCUUAUUGGUAAACCAAUUUACUAUCUUGAAAUGGCUAUUGGACAAUUUUCAAGUCGAGGAUCAGUGAAAGCUCUCUCAGUUAUACCAGCAUUGCAAGGCGUUGCCAUUGCGCAGCAAGUCGGCACGACAUGUGUCGUCACUUAUUAUUGCUCGCUAAUUGCAUUAACAUUGUCUUACAUGUUCAGAUCAUUUGCAGCUGAACUUCCAUGGGCAAAAUGUCUUCCCAAAUGGAGUGAAGAAACAUCCGUUCAAUGUAUUGAUGCAACUUCAAAUUCUACAAAUCGAACAGGAUCAGUUAGCAGUUCCGAGCUUUUCUUUCUACGUGAAGUAAUUAAGCAAAAAGAUGACAUAAGCGAUGGAAUUGGAUUUCCCGACUGGCAACUUACUUUAUGGCUUUUGUUAGCAUGGAUAAUCGUCUUUCUUGUGAUCGUAAAAGGCGUUAAAAGUUCAGGAAAAUUUGCUUACUUUCUUGCGAUAUUCCCUUACGUCGUGAUGCUUAUUUUAUUAGCUCGUGCAUUAACUUUAGAAGGCGCUAUGGAUGGAAUCAAAUUCUUCAUCACGCCGAACUUUAAACGACUUUUGGAACCUCAGGUAUGGAAUGAUGCAGUUACACAAUUGUUUUUCUCUCUCGCCAUCGGUAUGGGACCUUUAAUUAUGUUCUCAAGCUAUAAUGACUUUCAGCAUAAUUUGUUUAGAGACGCAAUGAUCGUGACAACAUUAGACACAUUCACAAGUCUGCUUGGAGGAUUUACAAUUUUUGGUAUUCUUGGUAAUUUGGCGCAUAAUGUGGGUGAGCCAGAUGUUGGAAACAUAAUUAAAAGCGGCGGCAGUGGCAUUGCUUUUAUUUCAUAUCCGGAAGCUAUUUCUCAGUUCACAUUCGUGCCACAGGUGUUUGCAGUUUUGUUUUUCUUCAUGUUACUCGCAUUAGGAGUAGGAAGUGCAGUUGGAUUACAAUCAAGUAUCGUCACGAAUUUAUUGGAUAUUUUUCCAAAAACAAAACAUUGGCAAAUGGCGGGUGGAUGUUGUCUGGGCGGAUUUAUUAUUGGAUUGAUUUAUGUGACGCCUGGUGGCCAAUGGAUGCUUACCUUGAUCGAUCAUUUCGGUGGAACUUUCUUAAUUUUCGCUUUAGCGAUUAUGGAACUUAUCGGAAUAUUUUGGAUUUAUGGUUUAGAGAACUUUUGUUGGGAUCUUGAAUUUAUGUUAAACCGUAAAGUGACACCCUUUUGGAGAAUAUCUUGGUUUGUUGUUACACCAGUCUUAAUGAUUGUCAUUUUCGUCUACUCAAUGGCAAAACUUGAAAAUCCACUUUUCGCUGGUAAAGAAUAUCCAGAGUCAAAUAUAGUUGCUGGUUGGUGCAUCUUUGUGUUCGGAAUGGCACAAUUAUUCAUUUGGGCGAUUUGGAAUGCAUCGAGAGAAGGUUUUGGUAAUGCGAAAACGUCAAAAUUCGUUUCUUUAUUCAAACCUGAUCCCGAGUGGGGACCAAAGUCAUCGAAAACCCGUAAAGAGUGGAUCUCAUUCAAAGAAGUGAAAAUGGAGAAUCGAAGAAAUCUCUCAACCGGUCAUUCGAAACUCAAACAAAUAUUUUUGAUGUUGCUGGGGAGAUAUGAAUAAUUUUUCCAUAAAUAAAAACA
Messenger RNA from Clunio marinus, 2157 nucleotides. NCBI's taxonomy places the organism in Eukaryota, Metazoa, Arthropoda, Insecta, Diptera, Chironomidae. The record is from the annotation of a GenBank genome assembly.